AUAGCUUCGGUGGGAUGCUGUGAUACUGUUUCUUUAAUAAAGACCCUGGUGGAGGUGGAGAGGAAGGGGUGCUGGAGGCCGUGUGCACGGUUUGCGCGUAAUCGCUGAUGCUGUGUGUGGAUACUGAAAUCGAAUUAGCUAGGGAAACCAGCGAAACAGGGGGGAAAUAAAUUAACGUGUACGAGCGAUUCAACCCUAAUCAGGUGUAAAGAUGUGAGUGUGGUCAGAAGCAGUUCCCAUGCUCCCACCCACCCCAUCACCACACUAUAAUGUACUUGAUGAAUGUGCCUCCAGUUGCGGCUAUUCACUCAGAAUGGAGGUCCUCGUGCGGUGGUCCGCCCAGAGGCUUUAGCGGUCUACCCCUGUGCUUCAAUGACUCUGACAGCGACUUGUCCACCACUGGAACACCCAUCCCAGAGAAAGUCCAGAUGAUCAUAGAGAGCUUAAGGAGCACCCAGUCCUCACUUGACAUGGGCGACGAGAUGGAGUUGAACCAGGUACUAUCAGGACAACCGGGGCAGGAGGCUGGAGCCCGGAGUUCCCAGGGCCAAGGUUUCAAGGCCCGAAGGGGACCUCCUUUGGUGACAGGUCCUAGUUCCAAAUUCAGAGGACCUCCUCCUCCCACUCACUCUGAUAUCUUGCUGGCACUGCCAGAAGUUUCCUCUAAUGUUGAUUCAGAGAGCCCAAGUGCUGACAGUGAUGACUCAAGCGAUGGCAUUGAAGAGGCAAUACAGGAGUACCUGAAGGAAAAGGACGACCACAAACGCAAGGCUGAGCCGGAGGCAGCUGGUAAUGUACUACAGCCGCCUAAGACGCCCCGGAGGGAGGCUCCUCUAGCCGUUCCAGAACCUCCUAAACAACAUUCUGACAGCAAUAAGGUUUUAACUGCCAGCAACCAGGUCCCAAGAAGUGUGAAAACAUAUACUCAAAACACUGUACCACCAACCAUGAAAAAACAUGUAAAAAGCAAGACACCCACUUGCAAAGAGAAUCCCUUCAAGAAAAUGGAUACAAGCAAAGCAGUGGUGGUAAAAAAAUUGGCCUCUUUUGAAAAGAAGAGAGGCCCCUCUAAUGUGUACCUGCUCUCUGACAAACUGAAGGGACCUGUACUGAACAGCAAGUCAGAGAAAUCAAUGAAGCUGGAGGAACACUUGUCUGACAGUGACAGUAGCAGCAGCAGUGAUGACGGCAUUGAGGAGGCCAUUCAGCGCUACCAGCAGGAGAAGAGGAAAGAUAGACAUGAAGGAGGAGGCAGACAGUCCACCAAACCCCUUCGCCACCUCAAAGAGGAAGCAGACUCUAGCAGCAGCAGCGAUGACGGAAUAGAAGAAGCUAUUCGCCGUUACCAGCUGGAAAAGCAGAAAGAGAAGAGUGUAACCAAGCUCUCUCUAUCUCUACCCAAGCAAAAGCAAGUGAGCAGGGGGGCAACUGCUCAACACUGUCCUGAGAACGCAAACAAUCAGGCAGGGGCAGUGAAAAAACACAAACUGUCUAAAAAGAAAAAGAAAAAACCAGAGACAUCCUCUCUACCCUCUCAGACUCCUGGUUCCUCGCUCUCCCUUAUCAAAAACAGAUUGCCAGCUAGCAGCCCCAAGGGGAACAGCCUCCUGUCCACCAAAGUGGAGCCCCUGCAACAGAAAGAGCAGGAGCUGGGUGCCACCCCAGGCCCAGCCACCCUGAAGGUCAACACUAUUACCACCACAGCUGAGCUGAUGUGUGCUGAGGCCAUACUGGACAUCUCCAAAGCUGUCAUUAAAAUGCCAGACACCUUCAACCCUAACGCAGCUGCUGGCCUUCUCAGUAUCAACAGCAGUACCACAGAGCCAACCACCACCACUUCUCUUCUCAUCUCUGGGAACUGCCCAGAUGAUGAGCGGAAAAGUGAGGAUGAAAGCUCCAUUGACAGCGAGGAUGGGAUUGAACAGGAAAUCCGGAAGUUUCUCGAGCAGAAGGCCCAAAUGCACAAACAGUCCCCUGGUACUGACUCAGCUGUUGGUACAAGUCCGGAUGGAACUAACAUAGUGACCGAACCAAAAAAACACCCCAAACUGAGUCCGGCCCAAAAGAAAACUAUCAGACUGUCUUUGACUCAGAAAAGAAAGCGCAAAGAGGAAGACAACGGCAGAAAGGUUUCCAACGAGGAAGGAGAAACUGAUCUCAAAAUGAAAGAGGCCGAUCCAAAGCCCUCCACCGAGCAUGACGGACUGUCGAGCUUGUCCGCCUCCUGCCUGAAAAACACCCCUCAAUUGGCCAGAGCCUCGGAGAGGAGGAGAGAACAGACCGGAGACAAGAGUAGCUCACUGGACAGCGACGAAGACCUGGACACAGCAAUAAAAGACCUGCUCAAGACCAAGAAGAAGUUGAAGAAGAAGACUAGAGACAAGAAACCGCCGUCAGCAUUAAGGAGCCUCAAAACAGAGCCUAAGCCCAUCAGCCUUUUGAAAACCAGCCUUAAAGUCACCCCUACUAGUCCCUCUACCGAGAGCAGAAACGAUAAAAAAAAGAAAGGGAGAAUUAGUAAGAAUGUGUCAAGUCACCCACAAAGCAACAAGAAGAAAGAAUCCCUAAACCAGGCAAAUGAGACAGACAGAGCUGAAGUAAACCGAGAUGUAGAAGGGCUGUCAACAGAGGGUAGCCCAGUUGUUGUUCAGAUAAAAGAAGACAGCAGUUCAGUGGACAGUGAUGACAGCAUUGAGCAGGAGAUCAGAAAGUUCCUUGCGGAGAAGGCUAAGGUUUCUACUUCCGCUGUAAAAACGGCUGACGGACAGGACGUUGGGAAUGGGAGUGGCAAGACUACAGUCCCUGUCAUGGAGAGAUGCAUCAAAUCGGAAAAUCAGCUGGCUGAAAUUUCAAGAAUGGAUGUUACUCAAUUCUCUGAGCCGCCUCGCCAGACUAGUCCUGAGCAGAGAAGAAUUCUAGGCAGGGGAGUCUUUCCGAACACAACCCCUGCAAAUCAAGGAAACCCCACCACCCCAGACACCGCCAGGGGGUCGUGUCUCGUUUUACCCCUCACCCCAAGCUCCUACCCUCCCGCUAUGGAGCCCACCAAUGGCACUGGGUCAGGGGCUGCCAGGGCAGAAAAGAGGAGGAGAUCCAGUUCGGGAUCAGGAAGCAGCGAUGCCCACCAGAGUGCCAGCUCAGAGAUGGCAAGGGGUCAUGACCACAAGUCAUUUCCAAGCCCCGGCACCUCUUUGCCUAGAACUGACUCAGAGCAGAGCAAGGGCCAAGCCAUCCCUACCACUCAGACAAAAGAGAAGAUCCAUAAGCGGAACCCAUUCCAGUACAGCUCCCCUAGUUUGGGAGAAAAGACAGCCAGGACCCCAGCAUAUCAGUGUGGUGUGCCCACCGGCCUCUUCGACCAUAGGAGGAGCGCUGAGACUGCAUCUAGAGCCGACACGCCUGUCUCCACCUGUCCACCUGUCAGGACAGGGCGUAGCCUCAGAACCCCACUGGUUCCUUUCCACCGCCCCUCAUCCUUCGAGACCACGUCCACGUCAGCCGCUGUUUUCAGCUCCCCUUUCCCCAGCUUGACCCGGAGACCUACGGCGACGGGGCCUUCAGGAAGGUACUUCCUCCAUGGCCACGCGUCCGGUUCGGGCCACCGCUGGGGUUCGUCCCCGACCCUGGCCCCGGGACUGGCGGAGAGCAGCGUGGUACACGUGGCCAAGGACCGGACGACGUACGUUGAGCUGUCCACGAACAAGACCAAUCACGUACAGGUCAGAAGCAGGGAGGAGAAAGGGAGCGAGGGAAAGGAGGACAGGAGGCGAGAUUUGGCCGCAGGAGAGAGGGGAAGGGAAAGUGAGAGGGAAAGGGGGAGCAGGAUGACAGAGGAAAGAGGAGGAGAGCAGAUAGGAAGACGGGAAGAGGAGUGUGUAGAUGAGACAGAUAUCAGCGAGUCAGAUGAGAGGACGAGCCCAGAGAAGAAGCAGGGCUUUCCCUCUUUGUCCCUGUCCAGCUCCAUUGACCCUGGUAUCACCCUCAGCCCAUACAUAGCACUGAACACAGAGGAGAGACGCAGGAGGUUCAGAUGGAUGUGUAAUACAGAUGCUGGGAAGCUGCCAAUGAACACCAGGACGGAGAAAACUGUUAAGAGAAAGCUUAAAUUUCUACCGUUUUCCAGCAGGAUAAAUGAAUCUACUGAAAGCAAAGCACAGCAGUUGUUUUAGAAGAUUUUUCAAGAUUUCUCAUUGAAAAGGAAUAAUUGUUCUACUGUUUGACUAUUUGUCUGUUAGUUAUGUUAAACUUGAAAUGCCAAAAUCUCUUUGUUGUUGUUUUUGAUUCAACAAUGUUUGUAUUAUUUGUAUAAUAUUUUGAUGAUGGAUUCUUAAUAUUCAAAUUCUGUUUCUAUUUCACUACCUUUUUUGUGUAACUUCUGUAUCAUAUUCAUAUUUCUGUGGUAUAAUUUCUUUACAAUUGAAAAAACAGUUAGGUUAUCCAGAGAUCCAGAACAAUUGGAGUGGAAUGUAAAUUCCUUAUGUAUUAGAAUGUCAUAGUUUUCGAAUAAACGUUUAACUUGC
Esox lucius (northern pike) is the source of this 4520-nucleotide messenger RNA. RefSeq names its product protein phosphatase 1, regulatory subunit 26 (gene ppp1r26). Bases 270 to 4169 code for a protein of 1299 amino acids. The record is from RefSeq and is a predicted model, not a curated record. Lineage: Eukaryota; Metazoa; Chordata; Actinopteri; Esociformes; Esocidae. The transcript is spliced from 5 exons. Gene Ontology annotation, molecular function: protein phosphatase inhibitor activity. Gene Ontology annotation, biological process: negative regulation of phosphatase activity.